AUGGAAGAAUCAAAUAAUGUCAAACUAAGUGAACGAGAAAUAGUUGGUGCUUAUUCUGUUGAUAGAAACGGACAUUAUAUUGAUGGGGAGAAUUUUUUGUCAAACUUGAAAUAUCUUAAAGUUCCAAACUCUUUAAAUAAUAUCAAUUUAAAUGCUGGAGAGUAUGAUGAUGGAGGCGAAAGUUACGAUCCAAUGGAAAGACUUAAUUUCAUGACAGACUACAUUAAGCAAAACUCGACAAAAUUUGUUAAAAAUGAAAGAAUUGAUGCUGAUUUUGUAUGCUUCCGUGGAGGUUUAAAAAAUAUAAUGUCAUCACCAUAUCUCGAAAACGACUGGAUAGUCAAAGCUGUAAAGUUGAAAGAAACUAUUUACUUUAUUCUUGAAUUAAAAGGAUAUGAAAACAAAAAUGACAUUUCUAAGUCAUUCGGAUUCAAGUUUGAGAGCUAUAUGGUAGCAUCUAAACCUUAUUUAGAACCUCCAGGUGCAUCAUUGCCUGUUUAUAAAAGGGAAGAAUUUUGUGUUCUCAUGUCUCGAAAGGUAGAUGAUUACAAGAUCUUAUUUGGUGCAGAAAUUGAUGGAGUCAACAGUAAAAGUGUUAUUGGGACUUUAGAUGAAUUAAAGACAUCAAAUUUGAUUGAAAUAAAAUUAAGGAAGUAUAAAGAAGGUCCAAAUAAGUUGGAUGCAAAUCGUUCCAUAGAAUGGUGGUGCCAAUCAUGUAUUGCAUCAGUUGAUAUAAUUCAUGUUGGAAUCCAUGAUCAAGGUGUUAUCAAAAACCUUGAGACACUUCAAACAAAAAAACUCCAACACAAGUACAGCCCAUGGAGCAGGAGUGAAUGCAUAAAACAGUUAAAAAAGUUAUUAACCUACAUAAAAGAUAAAAUGGAGGAAAUUGAUGACCCGAAAAUAGGAUUAUCCUUUGAAUGGAAAGGAAAGUCUAAAGAAUUUGCAGAUAUCAAAGUCAUUGAAGGCUUUCUUCCAUUAAAAUAUAUUGAAUUCAUCAACAAAUUAAAACCUAAUAAAGAACUUUAA
Chironomus riparius is the source of this 1029-nucleotide messenger RNA. Lineage: Eukaryota; Metazoa; Arthropoda; Insecta; Diptera; Chironomidae. The record is from the annotation of a GenBank genome assembly.